Molecule: messenger RNA, 1248 nt
Organism: Carlito syrichta (Philippine tarsier)
Lineage: Eukaryota; Metazoa; Chordata; Mammalia; Primates; Tarsiidae
Gene: INHBC
Product: inhibin beta C subunit
Exons: 2
Coding region: 202-1248 (348 amino acids)
Biological process (GO): SMAD protein signal transduction; BMP signaling pathway
Cellular component (GO): extracellular region
Molecular function (GO): hormone activity; cytokine activity; growth factor activity
Source: RefSeq, a predicted model, not a curated record
AGAUACUGCCAAGUUCUACCUGUAACUGGCUUCAUUCUUCAAGUCAGGUGUUUGGCCACUGCUUUCUCCCCUGCAACAGGAGUCAUGCCAGCUGGACACACACUUCUUCCAGGGCCCCUACCAGCCAGGACAGAGUUGAGACCACAGCUGUUGAGACCCUGAGCCCUGGGUUUGUGUCACUCGAGGAGGGCCUCCCCAGCAAUGACCUCCUCACUGCUCCUGGUCUUUCUAUUUCUGGCUCCAGUCACUCUCAAAACUGAUGGCCACUGUCCGGCAUGUGGGGGGCCCACCUUGGACCUGGAGAGCCAGCGGGAGCUGCUUCUUGACCUGGCCAAAAGAAGCAUUUUGGACAAGCUGCGCCUCAGCCAGCGCCCAACACUGAGCCGGCCCGUGUCCAGAGCUGCCCUGAGGACUGCACUGCAGCGCCUCCACGGGUCCCUGCAGGGGGCACUUCCAGAGGACGACAGGGGACAGGAAUGUGAGAUCAUCAGCUUUGCCAAGACAGGCCUCUCCAACACCAGCCAGACUCGUCUUGAUUUUCACUUCUCCUCCCAGAGAACUGCUGGUGGCAUGGAAGUCCAGCAGGCCAGCCUCGUGUUCUUUGUGCAGCUCCCUCCCAAUACCACCUGGACUCCAAAGGUGAGGGUCAUUGUGCUAAGUCCAUACACCAACUUCACCUUGGCUACUCAACACCUGCUCGAGGUGGAUACCAGUGGCUGGCACCAGCUCUUUCUGGGGCCCGAAGCACACGCUGCCUGUAGCCAGGGCCACCUGACCCUGGAGCUCGUCCUUGAAGACCAGGUAGCCCAGAGCUCUGUCAUUUGGAGUGGGGCUGCCCAUAGGCCUUUCGUGGCAGCCCGGGUGAGAGUUGGGGGUAAGCAUCGAGUUCGCCGACGAGGCAUCGACUGCCAGGGAGGGUCUAGAAUGUGCUGUCGGCAAGAAUUCUUUGUGGACUUCCGUGAGAUUGGUUGGCACGACUGGAUCAUCCAGCCUGAGGGCUACGCCAUGAACUUCUGCACAGGGCAGUGCCCGCUACAUGUGGCAGGCAUGCCUGGUAUUGCUGCCUCUUUUCACACUGCAGUACUCAAUUUGCUCAAGGCCAACACAGCUGCAGGCACCACUGCAGGGGGCUCAUGCUGUGUGCCCACAGCCCGGCGCCCCCUGUCCCUGCUCUACUAUGACAGAGACAGCCACAUUGUCAAGACUGAUAUUCCUGACAUGGUGGUAGAAGCCUGUGGAUGCAGUUAA